AUGGUCAUGAAAGGUUGGUUCACCAUCUACACUUCUGACGACCCAAGAUCCCCCUUCACCAAACUAAGUGCCAGAACUCAGUUUCUAACCAAGAUCAAAGAGCUAGUGGAGCAAUACAAAGGUGAGGAGCUAAGUCUAACGAUAACAGGCCACAGCCUCGGCGCUUGUCUGCCCAUCUUGAGUGCUUUCGAUGUGGUUGAAAAUGGGCUGUGGAUGAUCCCUGUGGCUGCUAUUAUUAUGUUCGAUCUGAUUCCACAGUACCCAACCCAGAUACUGGGCUACCAGUACACAGGUACUGAGGUCGUGAUCGACAAUCGGAAAUCGCCUAGCUUGAGAGACUCGAAGAAUCCCAGUGACUGGCAUAACCUUCAAGGAAUUCUACAUGUGGUCGCAAGGUGGAAUGGAGCGGACAGAGACUUUGAGUUGAAGGUGAAGAGGAGUAUUGCUCUAGUUAAUAAGUCCGGUGAUUAUCUAAAAGAAGAGUUGUUGGUUCCUCCGUCAUGGUGGGUCGAGAAGAACAAAGGCAUGGAGCUUGAUGAAARUGGGGAGUGGGUUUUAACCCCGCCAUUUGAUGAUGAUAAUAUCCCAGUUCCUGAGUUUUGA
This is a messenger RNA of Nelumbo nucifera (sacred lotus), 603 nucleotides long. The record is from RefSeq and is a predicted model, not a curated record. NCBI's taxonomy places the organism in Eukaryota, Viridiplantae, Streptophyta, Magnoliopsida, Proteales, Nelumbonaceae.